Molecule: messenger RNA, 3473 nt
Organism: Morone saxatilis (striped sea-bass)
Lineage: Eukaryota; Metazoa; Chordata; Actinopteri; Moronidae
Gene: rnd1b
Product: Rho family GTPase 1b
Exons: 5
Coding region: 1-714 (237 amino acids)
Biological process (GO): small GTPase-mediated signal transduction
Molecular function (GO): GTP binding; GTPase activity
Source: RefSeq, a predicted model, not a curated record
AUGAUGGGCACACAGAGAGACAUCCUGUCGCGCAGGAAGGUUUUCUGGAGCAGACAGACAGGAGGCAGCUCAGAAACUCUGGUGACCUGCAUUUUCCUCCAUAUGCUGCUCCGGGUCACCCACUCCAACAGCAUGAUGCAGAGGAUUAAGACUGCUCCCGGUGAUGGACGACAGGCUCAGGGGCUAUUUGUUGGUCACACCAUACAGGUUUCUUCUUCUUACUGUUCUCCGUACUACGACAAUGUGAGGCCCCUGUGCUACAGCGACUCAGAUGCAGUAUUGCUGUGUUUUGACAUCAGCCGCCCGGACACUGUGGACAGCAGUCUGAAGAAGUGGAAAACUGAGAUCCUGGACUUCUGUCCGAGCACACGUAUCCUGCUCAUUGGCUGUAAGAUCGACCUACGCACGGAUGUCUGCACGCUGAUGGAGCUGUCUAAUCAGAAACAGACUCCCAUCACCUAUGAGCAGGGUUCUGCUAUGGCCAAGCAGCUGGGCGCAGAGGCUUACCUGGAGUGCUCAGCGUUUACCUCGGAGAAAAGCAUCCACAGCGUGUUCCGCACCGCAGCAAUGGCCUGCAUCAACAAGCUGCAGCCUCUCCCGAAGACCAGCCCCACCCGCCGCCUCUCCAAAAGACUUCUCCACCUGCCCAGCAAGUCGGAUUUGCUUUCCUCCACCUUUAAGAAGGAGAAGGCCAAGAGCUGCUCGGUCAUGUGAGUGGAGACCUCUUGGGUUACAGUCAUCACAUGCGACCCCAAGCCCCUGCCUCUUGGUCUCGGGGAAGGGGGGGUGGGCACGAUGGUUUUAUCAGGGGAUCCUGCUGAAUCCUUCCCUCACCCCCCCGGAAACCAAACGCCCCUCAGAAGAGGUGGACACCUCGCUGUCCACUUGCUCCUGAACCUUUUAGCGCACAUCAAUCUUUUUCCACUACUGUUUAUCUUGCUUUCGAACAAAUAAUAUCAGUCAAGGUUUGAUCAUCAAGCUGCCAUUUUUUUCACCUGUUAACAGUAUGCAACUACACUGGUGUUACAUCUGUUUGAUUUUACUAUCUCUAGGCACAUGUUGAUUUUGUCCAAAUUGGAAAUGUGCAACAUGUGACGUUUAAUCUUGUGAUGUAAAUGCCUCUCAGACAAUUCAAUGGAUAUUUUUCUAAGUGCAAAAAUAUAUCUAGCAUGAAACUGUCAGGAAUUAGCAAAGUCCUGUUCAUCCCUCUUAGUAAGAUAUGUGAGGUGUGAAAUAGCUUGUCGCUGGUGUCCCCAUUUAGACCUGUGAAAGCACAGAGAUGUAGAGGGAGUAGUGGGACAAACCACAGUGAGAGCUAUUACAUAGAGGGCUGUUCUCAUUGUCUCAGUGGUGAUGAGAGCAGGGAUAAGAGCUGUGAGUGCAGGCUGCUGUGUAGACAGCAGUCUAGACUAUUUCAACCUGCAUGGAUUGUUGAUGCAUGGUUGUGUAGCUCUGGACAGCGCUGCUCCACAAGCUUUCAGUGGACUAGGUGGAGGAGGCUGAAGAGACUCUGUGUGUACAAAACGAAGGACACACAUAAAAAGUAAGGAAGUUUAGUUGGGCUUCCGGUGUCUCUGCUGUCACAGCUAGAGUCUAUUUUAAAAUAAUAUUUGGUGAUGGGACAGACACAUUUUAAUAGAUGAGAAAACAUGCCUUUGUUGUGACCAGGAGCGUACACACAAACAGUUCAAUGCUGAACUGUCCAGCGUUAUUUAUGAAGCUGUGGCUGGUUAUCGAUGCCAGCGAAAGCAUUGUGAGGCAUAUUUAAAAGCAUAGGUUAAAUGCCUACCUGAGUCAGGCCGGCUGCUAAAGGGAAAAUCUGGUUUGUUGUUUCAAAUAUUCUUCAGAAAAGAUUUGUAGCAUUGUAUUGUUGAGACUUUUUCAACAAUUCUCAAAUGGUAUGCAGUUUUGAAAAAUGCCUUUCAUAUCAUGUUCCCAGAAGUCAUUGAGAGUUUUUGACUACUGUAAUAUGCCUGUGGAUUUCUCUCAAAUUGCAACAAUCCAAUGUAGCACUCCCAACCUGACUCUACUCUUCCAAGAUGACUCAAGUUUUUGUGUCGCACACUCUUGUUAAUCUGUUGACCUCCAAUAAGCAGCACUUACUGUAGGUUACAAUGACUGCGGAGCAAAAAAUUGGACCCUUUUCUGAGCUUAAAUCUUUGGCUUCAUGGUUAUGUGUGUGUGCAGCAUUGACCUCUGUGCUUCUAACCAUAAAGCAAUAAUGAUUUAAGUGCUUGUGAUGCAAGGUAACCUGUGUGGCAAUAAAGACGCAGCUUUGUGAUUACUGUCAUGCUAUAGCGCUCCAUGGACAUCGAUGUUAUAGACUGAAACCAUCUCUGCUGUACAAAGAGGCUGCUGAUCUGUGUUUGCCCCUCCUCCUCCGUGUAAGUAGCCACUGGUAUAUAAAAUAGCCAAUGACAAUGUGCUAUGAAAUAGAUCAGAGUAUGUGAAGAGGGAACAACGCUCUUUGAGUUGCAGAUGCUAGACUUUGCUGUCAAUUUUACAUAAUCAUAAUAAAAAGCGGUAAGAUCUGAAUAAACUGCUUGAGUGAGUUAACAGUGCAGUACAUACUUGUAAAAUUCGAAAAAUAUACUUUGAAACCUUCAAAAGUCUAACAAUCAUCUUGUAAAAAGGGCUAGUGUGUCAAAAAAAAGAGGAAAUAAUGUGGGACUAAGGAGAACAAUUAAUCAAAAUGCACAGGCUGGCCCUGUCCAAAGAAAGCUAUUUUUCCAUUAUUUGUUUUUAUGGUUGAUGUGUAUUUUGUUUUUUUGUUAUUUAAAAGCAUGAUGUGUGUCGUUUUGGAAAUAUCUCCCUGAGAUGGUUGUUGCAGAAUCUUUUUGGAGCUGUGGACUGCCCCCGGUAGUCGGAGGAACUUUAAGUGGUGAUUUGCACAAAGGCUUCCAGUUCAUGGUCACACACCAAAUUCCUCAACAUUGCCUAGCAACAAUUCAGCGUAGGAAAGAGAGACUGGCUCUUGGGUUGGUUUUGUGGACAGAGAGGGUUGGCUCACAGGCAGACAUCCCCACAUCCAUUAGUACAGUGUCGGAUAUUCAUUUGUUGCCAGGCUUGUUAAAAAAAAAUAUAUUCCUUGAUAUUUUUCUUUGGGUUAGGAAGCUGAUGCCGGGCCUUCUGAAGAUGGGUUAGAUGGGCGGCUCACGGACCACGUCAGUUAAUAUGCAGCCUUUGUGUUGUAGUCAGUGUGUGGUACAAUGGUGCAGUCAAACUCCUAAGCAUGUCCUAUUGAAGUUGUAUGAUUGUACAUACCGUCUCUUGUUUUAUAAUUAUUGUAGGACAUCACCAAGGAUGUCACAUGAAAAUAUUGUUGUUGAUGUGAAUAUUUAUUUGGUAGCUAUUUUUGCCUUUUUUGGAUUGACAUGUACAUUUGUUUAAAAUCUAUUUUGGAAAUUUAACUUUAUUUCCUUUUUUUGGUUUGUUUUUUGUUUUAUGCUGUGUUAAAUAAAGCUUGCCCUGUC